UGUUCAAGUUGGCACACACGUUUUUACUCUCAGUAUAUUUGCAAUCGCAAUUAGUUUAGACCGUGUGAAGUGUUUCGUUUAUUUAAAUUAUUGUAGUGAAUUUAAGAAUAAAAUGAGUUCAUCUCGACGUACUGGGAUUGGUCCAGGUGAUCGAUCCAAAGACAUUACUCGGACCGAUAACACCACAAUUCAGAAACCGGUCAAUUUAAAGAAAAAUAGAGAUGCAUUGCGGAACGAAAUUAUGAAGGUCUCUCAACUGCUAUCAUUUAUACCAAAUAGUUACGGAGAUCGAUACAUUUCGCGACGAUAUAACAAGUACGAUCCACAACAGAAUUUCGUUCGUCCGGUAUUAAUGAAUGGCUUCGAUAAAUGUGACGACGAUUUUGUCCAAGUGAAAUAUGACGAUGGAUUCUGGCGUCCAUAUGCACUACGAGAGUCACUAAAAACAAGCAUCAAAAUGUCGAAAGAAACCGUUUUACAUUUCCAUGAUUAUCUGACGAAAGACUUUUUAAAUAAGAGUCUUGAUCGUCGCUUUGCUUCCUGUCAGAACACCGAAAUGACCGCGAACAAACAGAAAUUUGAUUGGCCUUGUUUACCCAGACGUAGAGCGAUUGCAGCAACAGAAAUAUCUCAUGUUCUAUCAAAUUAUUGUUUUUAUUCUGAUUUAAGCGUUAUAACUUGGUCAAGAGCUGGUAAGAUGACGGCAUCGUUUGGAGAAGACUUGGUGAUAUGGAUACCGAAAGGAAAAUCUUCCAUCACAUACGAGUUGAAAGGAAUUACUUGUCUCGCGUACAAUUUCGACGGAAAGUACUUAGCUGUCGGAACAAAAUUGGAAGAGAAGUUACCACAAAUCCAAAUAUGGGACCUUUCCAGCGAUUCGGUUGGAGUCUUUAUAACUUCAUGGAAAUAUAGUCGUCGUAAAGAUGAAGUUCGGUCUGUGAUUUGGGAUCCAAAAAAUUCCUUUAUUGUCAGUGGCACGUUAUCCGGAAAUGUCUAUGUUCAUAAUUGCAGUAUUUCGCUGAGAAUCCUCAAGACACUGGUCUGUGCAAAACUUUGCAUUAAUACUGUACAGAUAUCAGCGAAUCAGAUGUUUCUGUCGGCAGCCGAUAAAGGUGGAAAUGUCUUUGUGUGGAAUAUGCAGACAUACGAAUCUGUAUUUAAAUGGAGCGAAAAGGGCGUUAAUCGAGCUUUGAUAGCCUGGCAUCCAUGGAAGGAGACUUAUUUGAUAAUCGCUACACGACUUCCGGCAAGUAUUCGCUUAAUCGAUGUAAGAGCCCAUGAAAUGAUAGCGCACUACAACCGAACAGAUGAGCUAUGCCGAAUCGAUGCUAUUACAUUCAGUCCGAGAUCUGCUGAACUGGUGGUCAGCGUCACAAUAUUCGAUGAUGCGGAAACAUCCUAUGAAAUACUGGUUCUUGCCUCAUUGGAUCGAGUUGUUGAUUUGCUGAGCAUUCAUGAUGGCUGUGUUAAGUGUUUGCUAUGGAAUGCGGAUGGCAGUAUGUUAGCCACUGCUGGCAAUGAUAAUAUGCUGAACGUUUGGAAUUUCUUUGGGCAUUCGAAAUUCGGUCCGGUGAAAUCGAAUCCGAAGCAAAACUAUGUCAACUCUAAAUUUAUGCUCGGCAAUCCUUCAAUGCUGCGCUAAGAAUUGUGUUCAUUCCUUCGGUUAAUUUUGUGAUUAUUUCAAAUCUUUUUAUCUUUGCGAUCAUUUUUAUUAUUUUAUUUAUUUGAGAUUGUGUAUAUCGAGGUGCAUUAUAAAAUUUAAAUUGAGUCAAAA
Bradysia coprophila is the source of this 1774-nucleotide messenger RNA. It is a transcript of the gene cort, whose product is annotated as Cdc20/fizzy protein cortex. The record is from RefSeq and is a predicted model, not a curated record. Gene Ontology annotation, molecular function: anaphase-promoting complex binding; ubiquitin ligase activator activity; protein binding. Gene Ontology annotation, cellular component: anaphase-promoting complex. Gene Ontology annotation, biological process: anaphase-promoting complex-dependent catabolic process; positive regulation of ubiquitin protein ligase activity; positive regulation of anaphase-promoting complex-dependent catabolic process. NCBI's taxonomy places the organism in Eukaryota, Metazoa, Arthropoda, Insecta, Diptera, Sciaridae.